Talaromyces rugulosus is the source of this 1650-nucleotide messenger RNA. RefSeq lists its product as uncharacterized. The record is from RefSeq and is a predicted model, not a curated record. The coding region runs from base 1 to 1650 and encodes 549 amino acids. The transcript is spliced from 4 exons. Gene Ontology annotation, biological process: potassium ion import across plasma membrane; intracellular potassium ion homeostasis. Gene Ontology annotation, cellular component: plasma membrane. Gene Ontology annotation, molecular function: high-affinity potassium ion transmembrane transporter activity. Lineage: Eukaryota; Fungi; Ascomycota; Eurotiomycetes; Eurotiales; Trichocomaceae.
AUGGUCCACGCUGGCCAGCAAAUUGACUCUACGCAUCGUCAGCACUAUGCCCCCAACAACGGAACCGAUGGUCAAGCAGCGUACACCGGGGAUAGUGUGCGCAGCCAUGUCGCUGAUCUGUUCCGAGGGCUGUCCCUCACUCGCAAUCCUGAUCUUUGGCAAACGCUCCCCGCCGAGAAACGAUACGAACUGGAGAAUAGAGAGGACUAUAUCGAGAUCGAAAAUGCCCUUCAGGCUCUUAAAGGAUCGACAAAGAACCAACAGCGUCGACUAUUAUACAACAAGAUGAGGAGACUGAUUGAUUCUGAGCUUAGCAAAUGCCAAAAGAGUCAGACCCGCAAGCCUUUGUCUGAAGAGCCGGACGGAACUUACUUCAUGGGUUCUCAUCGAUCACAAUUUAGCCGUGCGCGUCGCAUGAUGCCGGUGCGCCAACGUUUGGCCGACAAUAUCUUCCAGGAGGCGACAUUGCGUAGUGAUUUAGGUCGCCAAGUUCUCGCCGAUAUGAUAGCGUUAUGCAAACAAGAACACGAAAUUGAGAUCCGGCCGGGACUGGAACCCGGAAAAUGUCACUGCAUUGCUUCAAAGGACGAGUCUUCUGAGAAACGAGCCCAUAUAAAAUCUAACAAGGCUUUCUAUUCGGCACAAACCAUGGUGGACAACCUGGGAUUCACGCUGACGCCAGACUCGAUGGUCCAUUUCAACGACGCCACUUGGCCGUUAUUGGUCAUGUCUUUCUUAGCAUUCGCGGGCAAUACUCUCUACCCGGUCGUGCUGCGACUUGUCAUUUGGACCUUCAGCAAGAUUGUGCCCAAGGACUCGUUGACCAAGGAGACGCUACAAUUCAUCCUAGACCACCCACGCCGCUGUUACACACUGCUUUUUCCCGCCCGGCCAACCUGGAUCUUGUUCAGUAUCAUCUUUUUGCUCAACUUUGUCGACGUGUUACUCAUUAUUGUGCUUGAUCUCAAUAAUCCCGCUGUCAACAGUCUUUCACUUGGCGCGCGGAUUCUUGCGGCCAUCUUCCAGGCUGCGUCCGCACGACAUACCGGGACAUCGUCAUUUAACCUUGCGGACGUUAAUCCAGCAGUACAAUUCAGCUUGGUGAUCAUGAUGUAUAUUUCCAUCCUACCAAUCGCGAUCAGCAUUCGUUCCUCAAAUGCGUAUGAGGAGCGAGCACUAGGUGUAUACCCACAUGAGGAAGGCCUCGAUGAAUCAAACGGUUCUUCAUACGUUAUGACACAUAUUCGCAAUCAGCUCACCUUUGAUUUGUGGUACAUAUUUCUCGGCACCUUUUGUAUCUGUAUUGCCGAAGCUCAGCGGAUCAUGGAUAAUGAUGACCCAGCGGUUGCUGUAUUCCCAGUAUUUUUUGAAGUCGUAUCUGGAUAUGGCAAUGUGGGCCUCUCUCUUGGGUAUCCUACAGUGAACACGUCACUUAGUGGGCAAUUCACCGUCUUCAGUAAGGUUGUCAUGUGCUUUAUGAUGAUUCGCGGUCGACACCGUGGGUUACCAUAUGCCCUAGAUCGUGCUAUCAUGUUGCCAAGUGACCACGUCACCGAGAUUGGGCUACAAACCGAGAACAGCGGUUCACUUGGUGACGCCAAAAGUCUGCGUCGCCGCAUGCUGCCGAUGAGGACGUAUCUCACAACCUAA